AUGGCACCGACAACGACCACUAAGACCGUAAAGGGCUCUCCUGUACGUGGCGAGACUGUAACGUCUCCUCGCGCAGAGGUUGAGGCUAACGCCGAGCAGCCCAAGGAGGCCCCUACGAAGAAAAAGUGGUCCGACAUCACAGACAGCAUCGACAAGGCUACAUUCGACCAGAUUUUGGAGAUGGAUGAUGACGACGACCAGGAUUUCAGCAAGGGCAUUGUCUUUGGCUUCUUUGACCAGGCCGAGAGCACGUUCGAGAAGAUGGAGAAAGCGCAGAAGGAGGAGAACCUUAAAGAACUGUCACAGCUCGGCCACUUCCUCAAGGGGUCCUCGGCUACUCUGGGCCUGAGCAAGGUCAAGGAGGCGUGCGAGAAGAUCCAACAUUUCGGGAACCAGAAGGACGAAACAGGCUCGACUGACGAACCGGACGACAAGAUCUCGCUGAAGAACAUCGAGAAGACCCUGUCCGAAGUGAAGAAGGACUACGAGGAGGUGGAGACCUUCCUCCGCCGGUAUUACGAUGACCCCGUGUCCUGCAACUAA
Aspergillus campestris IBT 28561 is the source of this 543-nucleotide messenger RNA. RefSeq names its product Hpt domain-containing protein. Bases 1 to 543 code for a protein of 180 amino acids. Gene Ontology annotation, biological process: phosphorelay signal transduction system; phosphorylation. The transcript has 2 exons. Lineage: Eukaryota; Fungi; Ascomycota; Eurotiomycetes; Eurotiales; Aspergillaceae. Gene Ontology annotation, molecular function: histidine phosphotransfer kinase activity; protein histidine kinase binding. Gene Ontology annotation, cellular component: nucleus; cytoplasm. The record is from RefSeq and is a predicted model, not a curated record.